Molecule: messenger RNA, 10108 nt
Organism: Anguilla anguilla (European eel)
Lineage: Eukaryota; Metazoa; Chordata; Actinopteri; Anguilliformes; Anguillidae
Product: mucin-2-like
Exons: 42
Coding region: 10-9900 (3296 amino acids)
Cellular component (GO): extracellular matrix
Molecular function (GO): protein binding
Source: RefSeq, a predicted model, not a curated record
UUGAAGAAAAUGUUACUUCUGACGGUGACAUCGCUCUAUUCACCGAUAAGCAUCAUGGCAUCUCCUGAGUUGGCCCUCGUGACUGUACUGUCACUCCUCUUUCUGGGUCAAGUCAGUUUCGCAGAAACAGUCAACGAGCAGAUCAAAGUGUGUCAAACCUUUGGCAGUGGUGUUGUUGAGCCAUUCAGAGGCAUUCCGUUUCAUUUGUCUACUACCUGCCCGACCACCCUCCUGCACUUCAUUCAUAAAGAUGUGGAGUACAAGAUCAUUAUCACUCACAGUUUAAAAACCGGUCUGAUCAAAAAAGUUGAGUUCAUUCUUAAUAAAUUGAUAACUGUCGUGACAGAUGGAAUGAUAACUGUGGAGGAUAAAAGUGUUUCUCUUCCUUAUGAUCACAUGUAUAAGCAUAUCCACCCAUAUGGCAUCUACACUAAGCUGAAAAGCAAGAUUCUGGAACUGUCUGUCAUCUGGCGUUUUGCUGGCAGUGAGAUUGAUUACCUCUGGGUGGAGCUGAGUGAAAGCAAUAUUGAGGAGAAAGAUGCGCUUUGUUGGCAAGGAGGCACAAGCGAAAAUGUAGACAUUAGUCCAUCAAGGUUUAUCUAUAAAACGGAGGAAUGCCAGACCCGAACCUCCAUAACCUUAGGAAUGAGCUGCAAGUUUCUGUCACACUUUUAUGGGUGUUUCAUUGAAAAUGAUGACAUACCUAACCCAUUUCAAAAAUAUAGUUCACUUUGCAAAGCAAAUAUUUACUACUAUGAAAAUACGAAGACCCUGGAGUGUGCAUUUUACAGUGCCAUAAAACGUUACUGUGAUAUGGAAACGUAUGAACCUGGAUGGAAAGCAUCAAAAUGCCCUAAGCCCACUUGUCCUGGUGACCUGAUAUAUAUGGAGCAGGGUAAUCCCUUCACGCCUACCUGCUCCCACCCCAACUUCAUAAACAGUGAAAACACAGUCGAAACUUGUGUGUGCCCAGCUGGUAAGGUCCUCAACAAUUUUGAGAAUAGUAGUCGGUGUAUACCAAAGGAGGAAUGUCCUUGUGUAUACGGUGGGAAGAUCUUUGCACAAGGUGAAAAUCGGAUGACAAAAUGUCAGUCGUGUACCUGCGAAAAUGGUGCAUGGACAUGCAUAAAGGAGAACUGCCAAAAAAGGUGUAUAAUUGAAGGAGGAUCUGUGACAACAUAUGAUGGUAAACAGUACAUGCUGCCAAAAGCAUGCACUUAUGUGGCAUCUCAGGGACUCAACUGGACUAUCAUCAUUGAAUUAUCCGAGGACUUAUUUUUGGGAAAAGUUAUUCUUCAAAUUGAACAGAAAACAUAUACUUUCUCCAAAGAUAGUGUAAAAUUUGAAAAUGAAGAAAUCCUUGAGCUUCAUUUGACUGAACAUGUGAUGGUAUUCUGGCAGUCUUCAAUGUAUGUUCAAGUGCAAACCUCCUUUGGCAUGAAGAUCCAAGUCCAAGUUAAACCAAAGGUUCAGUUGUAUGUAACACUACCUAAAAGUGAAUCUGGAAAAGUUAAAGGUCUGUGUGGGAACCACAAUGAUGACACCAGAGAUGACUUCAUAGGCAGGUCUGAAAUCAGAGAGAGUGUGGCAGAAUAUUUUGCUCUCUCCUGGGUAAUGGGCACGUGUAACAGCAAAACGCCUGGCAUCUGCAACAGCGAUGUUGAUAAAUAUGCCCAUCAGGACUGUUCUUACCUGAUGGACCCCAGUGGGAUAUUUGCAAGUUGCCACAAUGAAGUUCCCAGUGAGGAUUAUGUCAAGGCUUGUGAGAAGAUAGUCUGCAACUGUGAAGGCAACAAGGACUGUCUGUGUGUUGCCCUUGGCAACUAUGCCAAAGCCUGUUUAAAUCAGGGCAUUGAUGUGGGGGACUGGAGAAAUACUACAUCAUGCGUGGAACCUUGUAACAGUGGCCAGAUGUUUUCUUAUGACGCACGGUCCUGCAACUCCACCUGCCAAUCUCUAGCGGGGCCUGAUCCCGCCUGUGAUGUACACGAUGCCCCUGUUGAAGGAUGUGGCUGCCCACAUGGUUCUCUCCUGAACAGUGAUGGCACAUGUACCACUCGGUCAGAAUGCCAGUGUUACUACCUGGGGAAAACUCUGAAACCAGGGAAUCAUUUUAUUGGAAAAACAAAAUGCAAUUGUAAAGAUGGAAAACUUGACUGCCCUGAACCACUUGGCUGCUCACAUGGAAAGACAUAUGUAAAUUGCUAUAAUUCAUCAAUUAACACAGUAAAUAGAAAAUGUGCCUCCUUGGGCAUGCCUGAGAUUAUGAGUACAAUCUGUGAGAGUGGCUGUUAUUGCCCAGACGGACAAUAUGAAGACCAUAAUGGGACUUGUGUGGCACCUGCAGACUGCCCUUGUCUGUUCAGCGGUGUGGCAUACAAAUCUGGGGAGACUGUUACAUACGACUGUCAGGCAUGCACCUGUAAGGGGGGACUUUGGGCCUGUGUGGAAGAGGCGUGUUCUGGGAACUGUGAGGUGUUUGGGAAUGGGCAUUACAAGACGUUUGACUCAAAGUGGUACAACUUUGAUGGGAACUGCGAGUACACUCUGGUGGAGGAUGACUGUGGCAGUGGACACAGGACCUUCUCCAUCAGAGCAGAGAGUGUCCCCUGCUGUGAGGAGAGGUUGACAUGCUCCCGCCGAAUCACUUUGGAACUGCAGGGUAAAGACACUCUGAACUUACACGAUUUGGAAGUGGGGCAGAUUGGCAACGACACACAGCUUCUAUACUCAGUUCACACCGUUGGCCUGUACUUCGAAAUCAGGAUUCCCAGUCUGGACAUCACCCUCACAUGGGACAAGCACACCAGACUUAUAAUCACCCUUGGGAAAAGGUGGAAGAACAAGGUUUGUGGCCUCUGUGGGAACUUCAACAACAAUGAGCAGGACGAUUUGCAGAUACGGGGGUCAAAGGAGAAGACAGAUGCCCUGACAUCUGGAAACAGCUGGAAGAUGCCUGUCCCACAAUGCUCGGAUGCAACUGAAGUGCAGUUUAACUGUGUCCACUUCUCCUACUGCGCUAAUUGGGCAGAGCGACGAUGCAAGAUCAUCUCUAGCGACAUCUUCACAGCCUGUCACCAAAAGGUGGAUUAUAUUCCAUACUAUAAAGCAUGUGUGGAGGAGUCCUGCUCCUGCAGUGCUGAUCAAGCAUCCCAUGGUUUCUGCACAGCUGUAGCAGCAUUUGCAGAAGCUUGCUGUGAGGCGGGUGUCACUGUGAACUGGCGGACUCCCGAACGGUGUCCGAUAUAUUGCGAUUACUACAAUGAACAGAAUCCACAAAGCUCAGAUGCCACAUGGCACUACAAAUCAUGUGGUCCACUUGACAUCAAGAUCUGUGGUAAAAACUACAUCUCCAGAAAACUGGAAGGCUGUUACCCAACAUGUCCAGAAGAUUUCCCUUACUUUGAUGAAAACACAAAGAAAUGUUCCAAAACCUGUACUACAACAACAGUAUCUCCAACAACAACAACGGAAUCAACAACCACAGUAACAGAACCUCCAACAACUACAACAGAAUCAACAACAGUAUCUCCUACAACUGUGACUGAAUCAACAGCCACGCCAACAGUAACUCCAACAAUCGCAACUACAAUAACUACAAUUAGAUCAACAAUAACACCAACAAUUACUUCAACACCUUCAACGGAAUCAACAACCACAGUAACAGAACCUCCAACAACUACAACGGAAUCAACAACAGUAUCUCCAACAACUGUGACUGAAUCAACAGCCACACCAACAGUGACUCCAACAACUGCAACUACAAUAACUACAGUUGGAUCAACAAUAACACCAACAAUUACUUCAACACCUUCAACGGAAUCAACAACCACAGUAACAGAACCUCCAACAACCACAACAGGAUCAACAACAGUAUCUCCAACAACCGCAACUACAAUAACCACAAUUAGAUCAACAAUAACACCAACAAUUACUUCAACGGAAUCAACAACCGCAGUAACAGAACCCAUAACAACUACAACGGAAUCAACAACAGUAUCUCCAACAACUGUGACUGAAUCAACAGCUACACCAACAGUAACUCCAACAACUGCAACUACAAUAACUACAAUUAGAUCAACAAUAACACCCACAAUUACUUCAACACCUUCAACAGAAUCAACAACCACAGUAACAGAACCUCCAACAACUACAACGGAAUCAACAACAGUAUCCCCCACAACUGUGACUGAAUCAACAGCCACACCAACAGUAACUCCAACAACUGCAACUACAAUAACCACAAUUAGAUCAACAAUAACACCAACAAUUACUUCAACAGAAUCAACAGAAUCAACAACCACAGUAACAGAACCUCCAACAACUACAACGGAAUCAACAACAGUAUCUCCAACAACUGUGACUGAAUCAACAGCUACACCAACAGUAACUCCAAUAACUGCAACUACAAUAACUACAGUUGGAUCAACAAUAACACCCACAAUUACUUCAACACCUUCAACAGAAUCAACAACCACAGUAACAGAACCUCCAACAACUACAACGGAAUCAACAACAGUAUCUCCAACAACUGUGACUGAAUCAACAGCCACACCAACAGUGACUCCAACAACUGCAACUACAAUAACUACAGUUGGAUCAACAAUAACACCAACAAUUACUUCAACAGAAUCAACAGAAUCAACAACCACAGUAACAGAACCUCCAACAACUACAACGGAAUCAACAACAGUAUCUCCAACAACUGUGACUGAAUCAACAGCCACACCAACAGUGACUCCAACAACUGCAACUACAAUAACUACAAUUGGAUCAACAAUAACACCAACAAGUACUUCAACACCUUCAACGGAAUCAACAACCACAGUAACAGAACCUCCAACAACCACAACAGGAUCCACAACAGUAUCUCCAACAACUGUGACUGAAUCAACAGCUACACCAACAGUGACUCCAACAACUGCAACUACAAUAACUACAGUUGGAUCAACAAUAACACCAACAAUUACUUCAACACCUUCAACGGAAUCAACAACCACAGUAACAGAACCUCCAACAACCACAACAGGAUCAACAACAGUAUCUCCAACAACUGUGACUGAAUCAACAGCCACACCAACAGUGACUCCAACAACUGCAACUACAAUAACUACAAUUGGAUCAACAAUAACACCAACAAUUACUUCAACACCUUCAACAGAAUCAACAACCACAGUAACAGAACCUCCAACAACUACAACGGAAUCAACAACAGUAUCCCCCACAACUGUGACUGAAUCAACAGCCACACCAACAGUAACUCCAACAACUGCAACUACAAUAACCACAAUUAGAUCAACAAUAACACCAACAAUUACUUCAACAGAAUCAACAGAAUCAACAACCACAGUAACAGAACCUCCAACAACUACAACGGAAUCAACAACAGUAUCUCCAACAACUGUGACUGAAUCAACAGCUACACCAACAGUAACUCCAAUAACUGCAACUACAAUAACUACAGUUGGAUCAACAAUAACACCCACAAUUACUUCAACACCUUCAACAGAAUCAACAACCACAGUAACAGAACCUCCAACAACUACAACGGAAUCAACAACAGUAUCUCCAACAACUGUGACUGAAUCAACAGCCACACCAACAGUGACUCCAACAACUGCAACUACAAUAACUACAGUUGGAUCAACAAUAACACCAACAAUUACUUCAACAGAAUCAACAGAAUCAACAACCACAGUAACAGAACCUCCAACAACUACAACGGAAUCAACAACAGUAUCUCCAACAACUGUGACUGAAUCAACAGCCACACCAACAGUGACUCCAACAACUGCAACUACAAUAACUACAAUUGGAUCAACAAUAACACCAACAAGUACUUCAACACCUUCAACGGAAUCAACAACCACAGUAACAGAACCUCCAACAACCACAACAGGAUCCACAACAGUAUCUCCAACAACUGUGACUGAAUCAACAGCUACACCAACAGUGACUCCAACAACUGCAACUACAAUAACUACAGUUGGAUCAACAAUAACACCAACAAUUACUUCAACACCUUCAACGGAAUCAACAACCACAGUAACAGAACCUCCAACAACCACAACAGGAUCAACAACAGUAUCUCCAACAACUGUGACUGAAUCAACAGCCACACCAACAGUGACUCCAACAACUGCAACUACAAUAACUACAAUUGGAUCAACAAUAACACCAACAAUUACUUCAACACCUUCAACGGAAUCAACAACCACAGUAACAGAACCUCCAACAACCACAACAGGAUCCACAACAGUAUCUCCAACAACUGUGACUGAAUCAACAGCUACACCAACAGUAACUCCAACAACUGCAACUACAAUAACUACAGUUGGAUCAACAAUAACACCAACAAUUACUUCAACACCUUCGACAGAAUCAACAACCACAGUAACAGAACCUCCAACCACUACAACGGAAUCAACAACAGUAUCUCCAACAACUGUGACUGAAUCAACAGCUACACCAACAGUAACUCCAACAACUGCAACUACAAUAACUACAAUUGGAUCAACAAUAACACCAACAAUUACUUCAACACCUUCAACGGAAUCAACAACCGCAGUAACAGAACCUCCAACAACCACAACAGGAUCAACAACAGUAUCUCCAACAACUGUGACUGAAUCAACAGCCACACCAACAGUAAGUCCAACAACCGCAACUACAGUAACCACAAUUAGAUCAACAAUAACACCAACAAUUACUUCAACAGAAUCAACAGAAUCAACAACCACAGUAACAGAACCUCCAACAACUACAACGGAAUCAACAACAGUAUCUCCAACAACUGUGACUGAAUCAACAGCUACACCAACAGUAACUCCAAUAACUGCAACUACAAUAACUACAGUUGGAUCAACAAUAACACCCACAAUUACUUCAACACCUUCAACAGAAUCAACAACCACAGUAACAGAACCUCCAACAACUAAAACGGAAUCAACAACAGUAUCUCCAACAACUGUGACUGAAACAACAGCUACACCAACAGUAACUCCAACAACUGCAACUACAAUAACUACAAUUGGAUCAACAAUAACACCAACAAUUACUUCAACACCUUCAACGGAAUCAACAACCACAGUAACAGAACCUCCAACAACCACAACAGGAUCAACAACAGUAUCUCCAACAACUGUGACUGAAUCAACAGCCACACCAACAGUGACUCCAACAACUGCAACUACAAUAACUACAGUUGGAUCAACAAUAACACCCACAAUUACUUCAACACCUUCAACGGAAUCAACAACCACAGUAACACAACCUCCCACAACUACAACGGAAUCAACAACAGUAUCUCCAACAACUGUGACUGAAUCAACAGCCACACCAACAGUAACUCCAACAACUGCAACUACAAUAACUACAAUUGGAUCAACAAUAACACCAACAAUUACUUCAACACCUUCAACGGAAUCAACAACCACAGUAACAGAACCUCCAACAACCACAACAGGAUCAACAACAGUAUCUCCAACAACUGUGACUGAAUCAACAGCCACACCCACAGUAAGUCCAACAACUGCAACUACAAUAACUACAGUUGGAUCAACAAUAACACCAACAAUUACUUCAACACCUUCAACGGAAUCAACAACCACAGUAACAGAACCUCCAACAACUACAACGGAAUCAACAACAGUAUCUCCAACAACUGUGACUGAAUCAACAACCACACCAACAGUAACUUCAGCAAGUACAACGGAAUCAACAACAGUAUCUCCAACAACUGUGACUGAAUCAACAACCACACCAACAGUAACUCCAACAACCGCCACUACAGUAACUACAAUUGUAUCAACAAUAACACCAACAAUUACUUCAACGACAACUGAAUCAGCAACUACAACAGUAGUUUGCUUCUGCAGGGAUGAGAAGAAUCUCAGAAACUGGAGCUGUGGCCAAACUUGGACCGAGAAUUGCAUCCAAUAUGCUUGUAAUAAUCGGACAAUUUUCCAAGAUAAGGUCAGCUGUCCACCAGAGGUCAAGCCUGACUGCCCAAAUGGGAAGCUGACGAGUGUCCCAACUGAUGAUUGCUGUCAGACCUGGAAGUGUGUCUAUUGCUCCUGCUGGGAUGAGACGAAGCUCAGAAACCGGACCUGCGGCCAAACUUGGACCGAGAAUUGCAUCCAAUAUACUUGUAAUAAUGGGACAAUUUUCCAAAAUAAGGUCAGCUGUUCGCCAGAGGUCACGCCUGACUGCCCAAAUGGGAAGAUGAGGAGUGUCCGAACUGAUGAUUGCUGUCAGACCUGGGAGUGUGACUGUCAAUGUCAGGUGUAUGGAGACCCUCACUACAUUACUUUUGAUGGAACACCCUACGACUUCCUAGAGGACUGUUCCUAUAUCCUGGUGGAAGAGAAAAAGCAAAAACAUAAUUUCUCUGUCAUUGUGGACAACUUCAAUUGCGUUGCAAAUGCCUCCUGUGUCAGGGCAGUCCGAGUGCAGUAUGGCAAAAAUAUUAUUACCCUCAGCAUCGUUUCUAACAGGCUAAUUGUGUCUGAAUUCAACAAUGUGAACGUCCCACAACCAUAUGAGAACCAGGGGAUCAGAAUUACAACAACCAAUUGGAAGGUUUCUAUUUACAUCGAUGCAAUUCGUUCAUAUGUUUCCCUCACACCGAGGAGAGUACUGGUCGUCAAUCUGGCAAUGGCUUACUUUCAUGGAAAUACGCAGGGACAGUGUGGUGAAUGCGGUGGUGGCGCUUGUGUUCGCAGAAAUGGCGACGUCGAACCUGAUACUUGUUGUGACAAGACUGCUUAUAGUUGGUUAUACGAAGAAAAAGAAAAACCUCAUUGUAAAGUCAAAGACGUGUCCUGUAAUACCACUAUUACUGUUCCACAGUGUUACAGCAAACGCGUGCCUUUAUGUGAACUUUUUAAUCAUAAAGCCUUUAAGGAAUGCAGUAAAAAGGUGGACCUGACUCUGCUGAAGAAGAACUGCCUGUUUGAUUCCUGUAUGGCAAAAAAUAACAGCAUUGAUUGCGAAGUACUGGAAAAAGCAGCGUCAGAUUGCCAGAAUGCUGGAUUCUGUGUGGAUUGGAGACCCCUGACUAAUGGAUCCUGUGAUGUCAAAUGUCCAGAAGGGAUGAUUUACAAAGAGUGCCCAUCAACACCAACCACUAUCUGUGAAGGAGGGCGUAUUAGCACAAAAAUCAUGGAUACACCAACAGCUGGAUGCUUCUGUCCUGGCAACAAACACCGUGCUGGAGGAUACACACACACCUGCGUCUCAGACUGCACCGACUGUGUGGGACCUCAUGGAGAGCCUAAAGAGCCUGGUGAUGUGUGGGAGGCCAACUGCUACCUUUGCACAUGUGACAAGAUAACCCUGACACAGAGAUGUGAACCCAAAACCCGCUCAUCUCUUCCCACCUGCCAGGAUAACGAGACGCUGGUCAGAUUCAACUCGACUGGCUGCUGCAAUAUGGCUGUCUGCGUCGAGAAGACCUGUGAACACAGGGGACAUACAUAUAAGAUUGGAGAGCGUUGGAGUGACUCCGCCCAGCCCUGUGUCUUGUACAGCUGUGAGAUAAGCGGGAUUACAAUAGAGAAUAAACUUUGUGCUGAAGAACAGUGUCUUGAGGGAUCCAGAGUUUGUGAUAAACAGAAAGGCUGCUACACAUGCAAAAAUACCUGCAGUCCGAGAAUGUCCAGAGUGAACGUUACAAUAGAUGGCAAGUGCACAGAUGAGGUUGAGCUUCCUGUGUGUGAAGGCCAGUGCACAUCACAUUCUCGAUGGAAUGAUUCAGAAUUAAGAAUGGAGAAAGAAUGCCAGUGCUGCCAGGAGAAGACAUCCCAAGAGAAGAGUAUUACCUUGAAGUGCAAAGGGGGAUCCAAGAACACAUUCACGUACAAGCACAUCGUAGACUGCGAGUGCCAACUCUGUCACUAGCGAAAUGUGACAGUGUCUGUCACUAGUGACAAAAGAGAAAUAUCCAUCUCACUCUUGUACUCAUUUAAAUCAUUGCGAAAUCUUUGAUGAGUUGAUUUUAAUUUUACUGUUUUAAUUUUACUAUCUCAGACUGCGGAUGUAAUUCUAUUAGUAGUCAACCAUUUCAAAUCAAAUAUUUUAAAAUCAAAAUAAACUACUUCUCUGCAAU